AUGAGUCUAGUAGUUAUUGUGCGGAAAAUUCCCGGCGGCGGACCAAAAAUUAAUAUUGAUGAAGGAAUUCAGGAGGCGAUGCUAGGCAGUGAAAGUAAUACCAAAAAAUAUUGUCAAAAAGUAAUCAAUUUUGCUUUAAGUCAAGAAAAUAUUAAUUCGUGCCAGUGCGAAAUAUCUCUGUUAUGCUCGCUGGGAAUAGAAUACUUUGAAAAAGAACAAAAAGUUGCUUACGGGAGAAGUCACGGAAAAUCUUUUGGGAGUGCUAUUUACUUGGCUUUGUUAAGUGCUUACUAUCAAAAACCUAUUUCUAACCGGGUUGCUGCCACGGGCUUUUUGGGAAUGGGCGAGAAAAAAGGAAAAAUUGCUACUUUUGCCGACCGAGAAAAGCAACUCAAAGAAAAAAUCCAAGCUGUCGAACAAGAACUCGCUGGGGUCAAAACUAAUGCGAGUAGUCAGGCCCAAACAAUAAAGCGUUUAGAAAGGGAAAUAAGCCACUUAAAAACCCAUGAAAAAAAAUUACAAGGACAAAGAGAGAACGAACAAAAAUCAAAUUCUUAUCAACUGAUUAAGGGUCAAGAAAUUAACUUAGUCCCCGGAACUAAUUUACCAAUUACCGGCCUCAAAGAGAAAGUUAUGGCUUGUGCUGAAAAAGGUAUUAAUAAGGUAGUGCUUUCCAAAUAUAAUUCUUUCCCCCAUAUUUUAGCCCAAAAACUCAAACAAGACUUUGUCAAAAAAGAGUCUUUAGAGGGAAAGUGA
Messenger RNA from Entrophospora sp. SA101, 756 nucleotides. NCBI's taxonomy places the organism in Eukaryota, Fungi, Glomeromycota, Glomeromycetes, Entrophosporales, Entrophosporaceae. The record is from the annotation of a GenBank genome assembly.